Messenger RNA from Wallemia ichthyophaga EXF-994, 1542 nucleotides. RefSeq lists its product as uncharacterized. Lineage: Eukaryota; Fungi; Basidiomycota; Wallemiomycetes; Wallemiales; Wallemiaceae. The transcript has 2 exons. The record is from RefSeq and is a predicted model, not a curated record. Bases 1 to 1542 code for a protein of 513 amino acids.
AUGCCGACGCAGACCCCAACAAAGAAGACGCCGCCCGUGUACACCAGUCUCUAUCGUACAACUCCAGCACCCAGCGCGCUCCAUCUUCCCACUUUAGCCGCUGUUGUUGCGUAUGGGGAGUACCUGGAGAAAGAUUGGACGCCAGCCCAGGCCUUGAAGUGGUUUAAAGUCGAUGGUGAUUGGGCAGAAGCGACGCACUGGCGUGGUGAGGCUCCUGUAGGCGCUAAAGCCGAUGGUCGAUUAGGACGUCUCAUAAGUCGAUGUAUAGGACCAGCGCAGCAACUGCGUGGAUUAGAUCUAUCACUUCCAAGCGUGUACCUACCACCUAGUUUAUUCGCAAAUCUACCAAAUUCGCUAACACACCUCUCACUAAACGGACUCAGCUGGCGAUUCAAUUUGAGUAGCCUCUUGCCGCCUAAGAGCGACAGUCUCACUCUCCUCACAUCACUCAACCUUUCAAACCUUCCGUCGAUAUCGUCAGACGCUUUGACACUUGUUUUACGACGAAACACCUCGCUACAAAGCUUGCGUUUGGUUAACGUUAACUUGACAGACACUCACUCUACCAGCAAUCACUCUUUCCUCGCUGAUCGUAACACUUCUCUCUCUGAAAUCCGCUUUCUUGAACUGCGCAACGUCAUGUGGACUUCCCCCCACGGUCUCUUUCAUCUUAUUCAUCCUUCGCGUAACUUACACACUCUCAUUCUCAAUGGAUCAUUUCCGCCUAGUAGAAAUCCUCGCAUUCCGCCCACUUUAGACGGCGCUGAUGACACAACAUCCAUGCCAUUUAGGGCUUAUUUCAUGCACUUUUUACCCCUCUUCCCUCACCUCUCCAGACUCGAGAUCGACAAUAAGCUGUGGGGCAAAGACCGCGAUGGUUUGGGGCUCGUUGAGGUUCUCGGAUUGGGUGCAGACGUUGGUCCACCCAGCGAUUGGCAAAGGUGGGAGGUUGAAGAAGCGUGGAAACCAACGCAAUUUGAUCCAGAAUGCGGUGUUGACGAAGACCGUGAGUGGGUGAUGGCCGAGGGUGGAAAGUGGGUGUGGGUUUCAGAUGCAGAGCCGAUGGAUGAUAGUGACGAUGAUGACGAGAAUGAUGAAGAUGACGAUGAUAAUAUGAUCGACGAUGAUAUCUACGAUAACGAAAUGCUUCCUCCACCCGCAUCAUCAGCUUUGCGGAGAUCAACUGCAAAGCUGUUCGCAUCUCUUCAAGAAUCUACUACACGUUCUCUAGAAGCUGCUUUCGCCGCUCCUCCUGCUGCUGAUGGCGAUUUGUUAAGGGAUGGUGAGGCAUUCUGCGGCGUAGUACUCGAUAGAGUCGAGGAGGAGGUGCGUCGGAUGCGUGAUUUCGUCAGAAGAGGUGGUGUCAGAGCUGGGCAGCAGAAGCGUCAAUUUCAGCAACAGCAGCAAUACCUUCACUCCGGCGAUAGUAACAGCAACAGCAAUAGCAAUAGCAACACCAAUAACACCAACAGCGAGCACUCACACGUUGACAGUGUUGCAAAUGUAACAAACGGCGUCGGGAAUAUGCAAGUCACCACUUGA